GUGGGGGUCUGCAGGAGGGGAAGGAGGCAGGAUCAGGGACACGGCAGGCAGCAGACAUGGACUUGCAUUGCGAUUGUGCCGAGACUCCAGCAGUCGAGCCACCAUCCGGGAAGAUUAAUAAAACUGCUUUCAAAUUAUUUAAGAGGAGGAAAUCUGGGGGCACCAUGCCCAGCAUAUUUGGGGUGAAAAACAAAGGCGGGGAUGGGAAAGGCUCGAGUAAAGCUGGGAUGGUGAGGAGCAAGACUCACGAUGGAUUAGCUGAUGUUGUGCUGGAAAGCAGCAAGAAGGAAGAAUCGAGCGGCGGAGGUGGCGGUGGUGUUGAUCAGCUGAACAGGGAUAUAAACACCAGGGCUGUAGCCGGCCUCAAUGUUUCAUCAAACAGCUCCGUGGCUAAGUCACACAGUUUCUUCUCUCUGUUGAAGAAGAAUGGGAAAUCAGAAAAUGGCAAGGGAGAGAAUGCAGAUCAGAGGGCGGGCAGCAGACAAAAGAAAGGAUUGAAAGGGAUCUUCAGCAGUAUGCGAUGGCAUAGAAAGGAUAAAAAUGGCAAGGAGGAAAGGGGGGAAACAUCAGAAAUUCAAUCCAGCCUUAUUAUGUCAGGUUCUCUGACUGCCAGCUUGGAAUGCAUCAAAGAAGAGGCACCAAAACCUUUGUCUGAGCCUCAAUAUGCCACAGAAGAAAUUAACAUUGAAUUGUCUAGUGAUAAACACAGUGGAGAUGUGCAUGCCACGGCAGAGGAGCCUGAAGUUAGAGAUGCUGGGGAAAUGCAGAACAACAAAAGCAUACAAGGAGAGGAUCCUGCUGCCGCUGGAAACCAACAUGAGGAGAACCACCCUGAGCUGCCAGAUCCGUGUGUGGAAGAGGUUGGGACUGCGAAGGAUACGGCUAUAACAGGUGACAUUCCAAUAAAGACUAUUCCCCUUGUUGAACCUGAAUGUCUUAGUGGUCAAGAGAUGGCAGCAGCCCCUGACCCUUCCUCUAUUGAUCCACCCUCAGAGCAAUCGAUAGAUCGUAUUUGUUUGAUGUUUGCUGACGUGACUUCACUGAAAAGCUUUGACUCUCUUACAGGCUGUGGAGAUAUUAUUGCAGACCAGGAGGAUGAAGUGGGCAGCAGCAGUGGCGGCUGUGAGAAGAGCACCCCAGGGGCCAGCAAGCCAGGCACUUCUAAAAAGAACCCAAACAUGGUGGCCUACCAGGGAGGAGGAGAGGAGAUGGCAAGCCCAGACCAAGUGGAUGACACCUACCUUCAGGAGUUCUGGGAUAUGUUAUCACAAACAGAGGAGCAAGUCCAAGAGACACAGGGAGGAGAAGGAGGAGGGACAAAACCACCUGAGAUAAAAAAAGAGACCAAGUGUGUUGAGGGGGCACAGGAUGGUUCAAUGGUGAAACGCAUUGGUCUCAACCAGAUUCCGAUUCAUCUCAACCACAAAGAGGAUAAGAAGAACAGGGAAUAUGAGCAGCCAGAGGGCAUCCCAAACAGUGAUGAGGGCUACUGGGAUUCCACUACUCCUGGUCCUGAGGAAGAUAGCAGCAAUAGUGUCCAGAAAGAGAGCAUCCCCAGGGACAGCUACAGUGGUGAUGCCCUCUAUGAUCUUUAUGCUGAUACAGAUGAAAACAUCACAGGGGUGCCUUCUGAUGAAGAAGUCACCUGUGUAUCACGCUCCAAACCUGUGUCUCCAGUAACAACCACAUGCUCACUUAAAACACCUGCAGGUUCAGUCAAGGACUCCAAGAUACCGAUCAGCAUUAAACAUCUUACAUCGCUUCCCACCAGCCAUGGAACAGAUGCCAGUAACAGCCAUCACAUUGCACACCAUCACCCAACCAAAAGUGAGAUUCCCAGAACCAAAAUCCCUGUUUCUAAAGUACUUGUACGCCGGGUCAGUAAUAGGGGUUUAGCGGGAACGAUGGUUAAAGCCACCACAUUCCAGGACAAUGCCAAAAAGUAG
Messenger RNA from Emys orbicularis (European pond turtle), 1946 nucleotides. It is a transcript of the gene AMER2, whose product is annotated as APC membrane recruitment protein 2. Gene Ontology annotation, molecular function: beta-catenin binding; phosphatidylinositol-4,5-bisphosphate binding. The transcript has a single exon. Gene Ontology annotation, biological process: regulation of canonical Wnt signaling pathway. Bases 57 to 1946 code for a protein of 629 amino acids. The record is from RefSeq and is a predicted model, not a curated record. NCBI's taxonomy places the organism in Eukaryota, Metazoa, Chordata, Testudines, Emydidae. Gene Ontology annotation, cellular component: plasma membrane.